This is a messenger RNA of Eruca vesicaria subsp. sativa (arugula), 666 nucleotides long. The record is from the annotation of a GenBank genome assembly. Lineage: Eukaryota; Viridiplantae; Streptophyta; Magnoliopsida; Brassicales; Brassicaceae.
GGGUAUUACAGAUGGCGGAGUAUGAUUGGAUGUCGACGUGUUCGUUAUGCGCAGGUAGAAAUAAAUAAAUAUGCAAACAAAAGAAAAAAAAAAAGAAGGUGAGAAACAGUUUUGGAGUGUGGUAGAGAUGGCGAGCUCAGUGACGCUGAUUCUAUGGAGCCUUCUUCUUCUCGGAACCCUAAGCGCUAUUCAUGCCAAAAAAUCAAAGGAAAAGAUCACACACAAGGUUUAUUUCGAUGUCGAAAUUAAUGGCAAAGAAGCCGGUCGUAUUGUCAUGGGUCUAUUUGGCAAGACAGUCCCCAAAACUGCUGAGAAUUUCCGAGCUUUGUGCACAGGGGAGAAAGGAGUAGGUAAGAAAGGGAAGGCUUUACAUUACAAGGGGAGUUCUUUCCAUAGGAUCAUACCAAGCUUUAUGCUCCAGGGAGGUGACUUUACUGAUGGAAAUGGUAUGGGAGGUGAAUCUAUUUAUGGUGAGAAGUUUGCUGAUGAGAACUUUAAAAUCAAGCAUACUGGUCCAGGGUAUCUAUCAAUGGCAAACGCCGGUGAAGACACCAACGGGUCACAGUUUUUCAUCACCACAGUAACAACAAGCUGGUUGGACGGGAGGCACGUAGUGUUCGGGAAGGUAGUGACGGGAAUGGACGUUGUGUACAAAAUCGAAGCUGA